AUGCCUGAUGAAAAGCCCAAGGAGGGACCCAAGACCGAGCACCUUGAUCAUGUUCAUACGAAGGCAGCAGGAUGCUUCCCGGGUGCAGUUUAAGACUCAGAGGCAUAACCACUUUUAAUGAAAGCCUAUUGUGAACAACAGAAGUUGGAAAUGGAGAAGGAAGAUACAGUUGACACGUCCCAGCUGCAGACAAGAGGGGUGUACUAA
This is a messenger RNA of Phacochoerus africanus (Common warthog), 207 nucleotides long. RefSeq names its product small ubiquitin-related modifier 2-like. The record is from RefSeq and is a predicted model, not a curated record. NCBI's taxonomy places the organism in Eukaryota, Metazoa, Chordata, Mammalia, Artiodactyla, Suidae. The transcript has 2 exons.